AUGUCAACUAUAACGCCGUCUGAAGCUGGGCGCGCUCCAACUUGGGAUGCUGUUGUGCAGGAGCGAAGUGCACAAGUCCAUCAUCAGACUGCUUUCAUCCCACGCUCUACCCUUGUUGACAGCCCUCGUACACGACGAAAUACCCUUAACGACGCUGGCCCAUUAUUGAAUAGGCAGAGUUACAGCAACGUCAACAUAGAUGUUCCAUUGAAUACGCAGUCUUCGCUGCAUAUGCAGGUCACACAUGACGGUAAGGUCCUUGAACUAGUUGCUCGAUUGGAGUUGUAUAGCGGUUACUCUGACGCCUGCGAAGGAUCUCACGAAGACCAUGCCGAUCGGACUACUAGUCUCGAUACGAUCGCUGUGAAUCAUCAGGAGCAGGCGGAGCAUCAGUCCGCCGCGCACACAGUCAGCACAUCAGGUCACAGUCCUCGCAAGCCCAUUCCCACCCAGUGGCUACCCAAGAGCACUGGUCCCAACCUCGCAACAGCCCAGCGUGCGAAGGUACGGAAUUCCAAAAAUAGCUGGGGCAGUGACUCUCCAGAAGAAGUCAAGAUACUACGGGGAACGCGUAGUUCAAUCGAUCUGGGAAGAACACAUGGCAAGGAAGGUGCAUUAUACCUCACAAAGGAGGCUCUGGCUGGCAUCAAUAGCACCAUAGCAUCACCCACAUCUCCGCUCAGCCCUAGCACACUACAUGGCUCUCCAACAAAGCGACCAUGGAACAUCCCUACCGGGUCGCCCUUACGUGGCAGCGCGCGGCAGCAGCAUCUUUCCACCAGGAUGUCACCCAACAAGUCGACGCACCUCAACAUCGAGUCGAUCUCAACAGCACACUCGCGAGCAUCUAGCAGUGUUGCUACUUCUACUGGCCGGGUUUCGUUUCAUACUGGAGAGGGGUCGCCAGUAAGGAGUCCUGCAAGCACGGAGCAUAGCUUCCAAUCUGCUGCAGAGAAUCCCGAAGACCUCGAUGUUCCCAAUUUUGAUCUGAAGGCUAACAAUGAUGAUGAGCAGAUGCAUCAAGAAUCCGCCAGUCCGCGUUCCACAACCGCGGGAGCGAACACAGAUGGAAAACGGAGUUCCCUGACACCGAAACUUGCGCUUAGAAUCCCUGUAUCUCAAUCAAACCAGGAUUUCCACGAGAGCUUUCUAGCAGCACCAACAGUAACUCCGGAUGGCUCUCAUAUGUUUCACAGUCCGCUAAGCCCGGAUUCACCCACACCGGUGUCUCGUAUUCCACGUGCUGGUGCCACCAGCAAGAUCGCGAUUCCCCCUCGAAGUCCCACCAUCAAGCGAGCCGAGUCGGUGCAGUCUUUGCAAUAUAAGCUCAAGAUGUUACAGGCUAUGCAACUAGAUGCGACAAAGGUGCCUCUACCCGAAACGCCAAAGCCUGUGCCGGCCCCUCUACGUCAUGUCCGUACCGUCGAUAGCACCGGUUCAACUUCGACUCUCUCACGAACGUUUGGAUCUCAUGAUAGUGAUCGAACGACCGGCACUGCUUCCGAGGAUGAGCAGAAACACCCAGCUCACGUUGACAGUCCCGCCAUUCUUGCGGACGUCAAUGUUCCAGAUCAGCCAAACAACAUUCCAACAUGCGAUGCUGACUAUGAUCACGUCAACAAGCUUACGAUCGAUCACGAGGCUUCUAAAAAGGCUAUGAAGCCAGAGAACGUACCUUGGGGUGUUCCAACGGCUUUUGAUCAUGGUAUGACACUCGCAUGUCUGAUCAGCAUGCCCACAAUCAUCGUUAAGAUUGCUCACAAUUUGUGCAUAGGAAACAUAAAUCUCGACGCCAAACAAGACGAGGCUACCUCUCCCUUCAAAAGCCAUAUCGAUGAUGUCGAAAACGUGACUUUUGUUCGAGGAAGAAGUGAACGGUAUGUACCUUAUGAGCGCAAACAAGGAAAUAGCGGACGUUCAACGCAAUCUAGCACGUGCUCUCUUCGUGCGACUGCUCCAGAAUUCGUACCCCGUCCUCCAACCACGACUAGCGUAAUCGAAGCUACUGCGGAAAACUCACCUCUAGUCUCGUCUCAUGACCUAGCUGGUUUGCCAGAUCCAACGGUACUCGAUAGAAACGGCAUACCGUUCCUGUGGUACAUGUACGGUGUGCAGUUUGCUUAUGAGCAAGGCUAUCGUAAUGGUCGUCCAAAACCGCCCAAGAAGUUCAAGCAGCCCAAAAAGCAGCACGCGUCUCUGUCUUCCUCUGUCAAUACUCCGCACUCUUCCUCCAAGGCGGUUCCCAUCACCAACCCCAGGCCAGCGGCUCCUCUUCCCGAGGCAGCGAAGCAGAGCUUGGCUUCUGCAGGGCCGAUGCCGCCACCACCUUUGCCUGCAAACCGACGUCAUGAACAGACUCGUCCAGAGAACUUUCGUCCUGGUUUCAAUGGAGACAUAUCGAGCUCGCACAUCGCCGAUGCUGAAACAAACCAGCCUUUUGCAAAUCAACUCAACAUGAUCUCUGAGCAGGUUGCCCUCAACAACUGCACGAACAGCAACGCUCCUCGUCACUUCAACGUCGAUCUCAGCACCUUGCGCAAUGUCGGCUUCCCGCCCGGUCCUCGCAACAUGCGCCCUCCCACGUACUACACAAUGCCUCGUCACGGUCACCGUAACAACCGUAGCAAUGGCUUAUAUGGUGGCUGCGGCAACGCCGGUGUCCCCAUCGAUGCUACGGCACCGUUCCCUAACCCUGUACCGCCGCAAGGCCGACCAGAUCAAGGUCAAACCCACGGCACUUCCCCCUUCGACUACUCUGGAUACACGAUUGGAAAAGAGUCUUGCAGUUUGGUCGACAUAACCGUCGCGACUGAGCGGGGUGGCGGCGAGCCAUGUAACGCGUGCGCUCCCGACCAUUGA
Molecule: messenger RNA, 2859 nt
Organism: Alternaria atra
Lineage: Eukaryota; Fungi; Ascomycota; Dothideomycetes; Pleosporales; Pleosporaceae
Exons: 1
Coding region: 1-2859 (952 amino acids)
Source: RefSeq, a predicted model, not a curated record